Myotis daubentonii (Daubenton's bat) is the source of this 1755-nucleotide messenger RNA. RefSeq names its product tetratricopeptide repeat protein 6-like (gene TTC6). Gene Ontology annotation, molecular function: protein binding. The transcript is spliced from 11 exons. The record is from RefSeq and is a predicted model, not a curated record. Lineage: Eukaryota; Metazoa; Chordata; Mammalia; Chiroptera; Vespertilionidae. Bases 16 to 1569 code for a protein of 517 amino acids.
CAAUAUCUUCUUAGGAUGAAAUGUUAUGAUCUUGCAAAGUUCACUAUUUAUCAAGUAGCAGAAAUGAACAAAGGUCUCAUUGAGAUGAGUCCUAUACAGCAAGCACUCAUUUAUUCAUUUUGUGAAAACCAUGACAAGGCCAUUGAGGUGUUGGAUGGGGCCACUUUGAAUAAGCCUGAGAUCAACAUAAUUAUUCUAUUAGCAAAAACCCAAAUGAAGGCCAAGAGAACCAAGGAAGCUGUGAAGCUGUUUAAAAAGGCGUUGGAUAUCUGUUCUCAUUCUGAGAGAGGACCACAUGCCUUAGAGGCAACAGUGGACUGUCUGUAUAACUUGGGUCUUUGUUACAUGGAUGAAGGCAACUUCCAAAUGACUUAUAAGCUAGCGAUUGCAGAUUUAACUACUGCUAUCAACAUGGACAAAAACAGUUAUGUAGCAUUUUAUAACAGAGCAUUGUGUUACACCAAGAUAGGUGAACUUCAGAUGGCAUUAAUGGAUUAUGGAAUCGUGCUUCUUCUUGAUGCUGGAAAAACUGUGGCAUUCAAUACCUUAGUUAAUCGUGGACUCAUCUAUCUAGGACAAGGGCAUCACUGUUUCGCAUUAGAGGAUUUUAAGCAAGCUGCAUUGCUGAGCGAGACUAAUGUGAACCUUUGUCAAGCUACCGCCUUGUGCUAUCACAGAAACAAAGAGUUUGCAGAAGCUGUCACUUUCUUCACAUUGGCUCUUAGUAUUAAUCCCUGUUUUGUGGACGCUUACAUUGGACGGGGAAAUUCUUACAUGGAAUAUGGUCACGAUGAAGGUGUCAAAGAAGCACAGAAGGACUUUCUGAAAGCGCUGCAUUACAAUCCAACAUGCACAAAAGCCAGAAUUUCAUUAGGUUAUAAUUUGCAGGCCCAAGAAAAAUUCCAGAAAGCUUGGAACCACUUUACCAUUGCCAUAGAAGUUGAUCCAAAGAGCUACCUAGCCUAUGAAGGAAGAGCUGUGGUCUGUCUUCAGAUGGGUAAUAACUUUGCUGCAAUACAGGAUAUUAACAUUGCCAUUAAGAUCAAUAUUACAGCAGAAUUCUUAACAAAUCGUGGUGUGAUUCAUGAGUUUAUGGGCCAGCAACAAAAUGCAAUGAGAGACUAUCAAGCAGCAAUUUCUUUAAACCCUACAUACGCACUGGCUUACUUUAAUGCAGGAAAUAUCUACUUUCACCACAGGCAGUUUUCCCAGGCCAGUGACUACUUCUCAAAGGCUUUAAAGUUUGAUCCAGAAAAUGAAUGUGCUACCAUGAAUCGAGCUAUUGCAAAUACAAUAUUAAAGAAGUAUGAAGAAGCAAAAGAAGAUUUUGCAAAUGUAGUUGAAAGCUGUCCCUUUUGGGCUGCCGUGUUUUUUAACAGAGCACAGUUCUAUUGUUGUUUAAAGCAAUAUGAAUUAGCUGAGGAAGACCUCAGUAAAGCUCUGUCUUUGAACCCUAAUGAUGCCCUGGUAUAUAAUCUGAGAGCAGAAGUUCGUGGUAAAAUGGGUGCGAUUGAGGAAGCUAUGGCUGACUAUAACCAAGCACUUGAUCUUCAAGAAUUUGCCAAGUGAUAUGAUUAUAGAGACUGGUUUCUGUAGCAGUUUACACAGCUGUUAAACCAGAAAUUGAAAUGUAUUUGUUAUUUAAAACAAAGUUGCACUAUCUUCAUUAUUGUAUUCAUUAUGUUUCGUCUUCUCUAUAACCCUUUUAUGCAUUUUAACAACACAUUUAUGCUAUAUAUUAAUUUUAAAACAUUU